CUUUACGCAAGCGAGGUGAAAAUGGCGGCGUGCUGCAUGUGAAGGGGACACAACAGAAGCCGGUUUUUGUGAUUGAGGAAUAUGUAUAAAACAUCAUGUAGUCGACUCACAGGUCUGGUGGGGGCCACUGUGAACAAGAAGUUAUCCGCGAAUGCAGCGAAGUCUCACCUAAGCUCUUACCACCUGGCUGAGCUACGCAGGACGGAGUCUAAAGAAUGGCUAACAUUCCAGCAACUAAGUUUCCUGAAAAGACAGUAUGUGGUUCGCCAUGGCGGUGCCCUGUCGCAGCGCAUGCGUCCCAAGCAGGAUCAGCCCGUCUCUUCCAUGCUGGAGGAGCACGAUGACGUCACCGUCACACAGGUGCAGCGCAUCCCUGCCAACCACCUUGCCCAAGCCCACCUCCCGGUAUCGCUACCGGGGCCCGUGGCGGUACCAGCCCAGCCGGACCUGAGCGCAGAGCCAGAGGCGGACAGGCAGGCCCGCUUGGAGGCCCGACAGUGGAGAGAGAUCAAGGCGGACAUCGCGGAGCUGCCGGAUGUCUACGCAAGACUGGCCAAGAUCAAGCUCACCGCGUUGGUGGUUACCACGGCAGCGGCGGGCUUCGCCAUGGCGCCCGUGCCCUUUGACCUCUCCCAGUUCCUGCUGGCCUCCACAGGCACCUUCCUCUGCUCCUGCACCGCCAACUCCAUCAACCAGUAUUUUGAGGUGCCAUUUGACUCCAACAUGAACCGCACAAAGAACCGGCCGCUAGUCAGAGGACAGAUCAGUCCUCUCCAUGCGGUGUCCUUCGCCCUGGCGUGCGGGGUGCCCGGCGUGACCCUGCUCUCCCUGGCCGUCAACCCCCUGACGGGCCUGCUGGGGGCGCUCAACAUCGUGCUGUACACCAGCUGCUACACGCCCCUCAAGAGGGUCAGCAUCAGUAACACCUGGGUGGGGGCGGUGGUGGGGGCUAUACCUCCCAUGAUGGGCUGGACAGCAGCUACUGGCUCACUGGACGCAGGUGCCCUCCUCCUGGGCGGCUUCCUCUACAGUUGGCAGUUCCCGCACUUCAACGCGCUGAGCUGGAACCUGCGCGAGGACUACUCGCGCGGCGGCUACCGCAUGAUGUCCGUCACCCACCCGGACCUGUGUCGGCGCGUGGCCCUGCGCCACUGCGUGGGCCUGCUGGGCAUGUCGUCCCUGGCGCCGCUCACGGGCCUCACCACCUGGAUCUUCCCGCUGGCCUCGCUGCCCAUCAACCUGUACAUCACCUACCUGGCGUUUCGCUUCUACCGCCGCGCCGACCGCCAGAACGCGCGCAAGCUCUUCUUCUGCAGCCUGUGGCACCUGCCCAUGCUCCUCCUGCUGGCGCUCACGUGCAAGAGCAGGCAGCCGCAGCGGGACGCCGCCUCGGAUGCCGCCGCCGCCGCAUUACCUGGUGUGGCAGGUGCGGCCGGUGCCGUUGUCGCUAUGGUUACCGACGACAGCAGUCUGGCGGAUGCGUUACCUGGCGCAGGUGUGGCUGCUGCGGCCGGUGCUACUGCUGUUGUCGCUAUGGUUACCGACGACAGCAGUCUGGUCAGCACGCCGUGAGACGCGUUGUUAAGAGAGUCGCUAAGUACGUUGUAAAGGACUUUUAUUAGAGGCUGAGGAAGAGAAUGUGAUUGAGGGGGAGCUUUUCGCCACAACUACUGAAAGUCUGUUUCGCCACGCUUUACCCGAUUCCCCAACCUCUCUACCCUUCUAUGCUUUGCCUAAGAGGUGAUGAGAAUGAGUGAAAGAGUGUAAAAGAGUAUUACAUAUUGAAAUAAAAGAGAAACAUGCACUCCCUCCUCACCUGCAAGACUAUAACUCUUCGUUCAUACUGGCACCCUUCAUUUACCGUUGUCAGUGACUGAAUGGAGGUUAUCUUUUCAAGUGUCAAUUUUGUACACACAGUCUGAUUGGCUGGCAGGUCCUCUGCAAAUGUCAAAAUUCUGAACGGAUCUGACCCCACACUCAUUUUCGCACCCGCCCGUGUAAAGUCGAUGGUAUUCGUCAACGGUUUAGUGCCCGUGUGAACGCUGGGUAAGGGUUGAAGGCCACAGGCCCUUUGUCAAUAUACCCCUCACUUCCAAUGGGGCACCUAAGUCACGCCCUCUACUUCCUGGU
Engraulis encrasicolus (European anchovy) is the source of this 2130-nucleotide messenger RNA. It is a transcript of the gene cox10, whose product is annotated as protoheme IX farnesyltransferase, mitochondrial. Gene Ontology annotation, cellular component: mitochondrial membrane; mitochondrion. Gene Ontology annotation, molecular function: protoheme IX farnesyltransferase activity. The transcript is spliced from 8 exons. Lineage: Eukaryota; Metazoa; Chordata; Actinopteri; Clupeiformes; Engraulidae. Gene Ontology annotation, biological process: heme A biosynthetic process. The coding region runs from base 82 to 1572 and encodes 496 amino acids. The record is from RefSeq and is a predicted model, not a curated record.